GCGGUCGCGCUUCAGCGGGCGGAGACCCCGGUCUUCGCCGCCUCUCCCGCGGCGCGGUCGCUCUCAGGGGGCCGUUGCCGAGCGGUCUGCUGUGCCGUGCUCGGGAGCGGAGCCGUUAGGGCCGUGUCCCUCGCGGGGGCAGCCGGGCGGGAGCGUGCUGCUGCCCGCGAGGCGGAGGGAGGACGUCAGUGCCCGCGUCCAGCCCGAGCGUGCGGGAAGCAUCCAGACCCUUCUGUGACCCGCUGCUCGCUCGCUGCUAGUGGAGAACGAGUUGUGCCUUGCUCUCACUUUCUGUGCUCGGUGGCGGCGUGUGACGGGCUUUGACGUCACGCGUAGUAGAACCCUGCAGCUGACAACACCAGCAGCGCCCGCAGACAGGGAAGCAGUGCUGCCGUGGGUGAGGUUGAAGUACAGCGCUGGUGUGGUUCUGGCUCUUCCAAUAAACAAACGAGUCCUCUGUGGAAGUUGAAGCUCGUGCUGCAGUCACACUCAUGGACAUGUGAAAGUUGCUGUUGCAUGGCUGUAUCAUAACAGAAGACAUCUCCCUUUUGGUGUCCUCUUCUGAACGUAGCUAGGGAAAUAUUUGAUCAUGCGUCACCUCCUGAGAUAGCUACAGAGCAAGAAAAUUCUAGAAAAGUGAAGCUGGAAGAUCAGCAAUCAAGAACAUAAAAAUGUUGUGCUGGGGAAAUGCAUCGUUUGGACAGCUUGGGUUGGGUGGAAUUGAUGAAGAGAUUGUUUUAGAACCCAGAAAAAGUGACUUUUUCUUAAAUAAAAGGAUCAGAGAUGUAGGGUGUGGACUAAGACACACUGUUUUUGUCCUGGAUGAUGGGACUGUUUAUACGUGUGGAUGCAAUGAUCUAGGACAACUAGGGCAUGAAAAAGCCAGGAAAAGACCCGAGCACGUUGGUGCCCUGGAUGCCCAAAAUAUUGUAGCUGUAUCAUGCGGAGAAGCCCACACUCUUGCAUUAAAUGACAAGGGUCAGGUAUAUGCUUGGGGUCUGGCUACUGAUGGACAGCUUGGCUUGCCUGGAACAGAGGAGUGCAUCAGAGUGCCCAGAAACAUUAAAAGCUUAUCAGAGAUACAAAUUGUGCAAGUUGCUUGUGGUUAUUAUCACUCACUUGCACUCUCAAAAGGAAGUGAAGUGUUUUCCUGGGGACAAAAUAAAUAUGGCCAGCUGGGCUUAGGUUACGAGUAUAAAAAGCAAAACUCUCCACAUGUGAUUAAAUCUCUGCUGGGAAUCCCUUUUGCACAGAUUGCAGCAGGCGGAGCUCACAGUUUUGUAUUAACUCUUUCUGGAGCCAUUUUUGGAUGGGGACGCAACAAAUUUGGACAGCUGGGUCUUAAUGAUGAUAAUGACAGGUAUGUUCCUACCCUGCUGAAGUCACUGAGAACUCAGAAGGUUGUUCACAUAUGUUGUGGAGAAGAUCAUACUGCUGCCCUUACAAAGGAAGGUGGGGUUUUUACAUUUGGAGCUGGAGGCUAUGGUCAGUUGGGUCAUAACUCUACCAGCCAUGAGAUAAACCCAAGGAAAGUUUUUGAACUUAUGGGAAGUCUUGUCACGCAGAUAACUUGUGGCAGACAGCACACUACUGCAUUUGUUCCUUCAUCUGGGAGAAUUUACUCCUUUGGACUUGGAGGUAAUGGGCAAUUAGGUACAGGAACAACCAGUAAUAGGAAAAGUCCCUUCACAGUAAAAGGAAACUGGCUUCCUUACAGUACUCAAUGCCUGAUACCUGCAGACAGUGAGCAGUAUUAUUGCGUAAAAAGAAUUUUCUCUGGUGGAGACCAAAGUUUUGCACACUACUUUUAUCCACAGAACAUGGUGCCACCGGAUGAUUUCAGGUAUCCUGACUUUUUGAAGCAGAUCUGGACUGUGAAUGAAACAUUUAUUCAAAGAUUGCUGACUUUCCCAUCUGGAAGGCUUCCUGUAGAAAUAGCUAAUGAAAUUGACGGAACGUUCUCCUCAGCUGGGUGCCUGAAUGGGAGCUUUUUGGCUUUGAGCAAUGAUGAUCAUUACAAAACCAGCACUAGAUUCUCAGGGGUUGAUAUGAAUGCUGCUAGACUACUAUUUCACAAACUUAUACAGCCUGACCACGUUCAUAUAUCGCAACAGGUGGCAGCUAGUUUGGAAAAGAACCUUAUUCCAAAAUUGAGCAGCUCCUUACCAGAUGUUGAAGCUUUAAGGCUGUAUCUCACUUUACCAGAGUGCCCGCUGAUGAGUGAUGCAAACAAUUUCACAACAUUAGCUAUUCCAUUUGGAACAGCUAUUCUGAAACUAGAAAAAGCUCCUCUGAAAGUUCUUGAAAACUGGUGGUCUGUACUUGAACCUCCGCUGUUCCUCAAGAUAGUUGAACUCUACAAGGAUGUUGUGGUCCACCUCCUGAAGUUGUAUAAGAUUGGCAUUCCUCCAUCCGAAAGAAGAAUAUUUACGAACUUUCUACACACAGCUUUCAGAGUUCUAGAAAUACUGCACAGGGUAAAUGAACGAGGACAAGUUAUACAGUACGACAGAUUUUAUAUUCAUGAAAUACAAGAUUUGAUAGAUAUCAGAAAUGACUAUGUCAACUGGGUCCAGCAACAGGUAUUUGGAAUGGAUGUCAACCAUGGAUUAACUGAGCUUACAGACAUGCCUGUUACCAUUUGCACAUACCCAUUUGUUUUUGAUGCCCAGGCAAAGACAACUCUUCUGCAAACAGAUGCAGUCAUGCAGAUGCAGAUGGCUGUUGAUCAGGCUCACAGGCAGAAUUUGUCUUUUCUUUUUCUGCCAGUAUUUGAGUCUGUUAACCCAUGCCUGAUACUAAUGGUGAGGAGAGACAAUAUUGUAGGAGAUGCUGUGGAAGUCCUAAGGAAAACAAAGAAUGUAGACUACAAGAAGCCACUCAAGGUUAUUUUUGUAGGGGAGGAAGCUGUUGAUGUUGGAGGUGUUCGCAAAGAAUUUUUUUUGCUCAUAAUGAGGGAGUUGCUAGAUCCCAAAUAUGGAAUGUUCAGGUAUUAUGAAGAGUCCAGGCUGAUCUGGUUCUCUGACAAGACCUUUGAAGACAGUGACUUGUUUCAUUUGAUUGGUGUUGUCUGUGGACUAGCAAUAUAUAAUUUUACUAUUGUAGACCUUCACUUCCCUUUGGCUUUGUACAAAAAGCUGUUGAAUAAGAAGCCAUCCCUGGAUGAUUUAAAAGAGUUGAUGCCAGAUGUUGGCAGGGGAAUGCAGCAAUUACUAGACUAUCCAGAGGAUGACAUAGAAGAAGCAUUUUGUCUUAAUUUUACUAUCACUGUGGAAAAUUUUGGUACAACAGAAAUUAAAGAGCUUGUUCCUAAUGGUGCUGACAUUCCUGUAGUCAAACAAAAUCGGCAAGAUUUUGUAGAUGCAUAUGUGGAUUACAUCUUCAAUAAAUCAGUAGCUUCCUUAUUCAGUGCAUUCCAUGCAGGCUUCCACAAAGUAUGUGGAGGUAAAGUUCUUCAGCUCUUCCAGCCCAGCGAGUUGCAAUCAAUGGUAAUUGGGAACACAAAUUAUGAUUGGAAAGAACUGGAGAAGAAUACGGAAUACAAAGGAGAAUACUGGGCUGACCAUCCUACAAUUAAAAUAUUCUGGGAAGUUUUUCAUCAGUUGCCUUUAGAGAAGAAAAAACAGUUUUUGUUGUUUCUGACAGGCAGUGAUCGUAUUCCAAUCCUUGGAAUGAAGUGUCUUAAACUAGUCAUCCAGCCAACAGGAGGUGGAGAAGGUUAUCUUCCGGUAGCUCACACUUGCUUUAAUCUUCUUGAUCUUCCAAAAUACACAGAUAAAGAAACCCUAAAAUCUAAGCUGAUCCAGGCUAUAGAUCACUACGAAGGUUUCAGUUUAGUAUAACUUCAGAAAUGAGAGAUCUGUGUAAUGUGGGAUCAUUAAACUAACUUCUUGUGUCUUUUUUGUGGUGGUAAAUUCAGUGGAUUAAAUGAUGGAGAUGAUAAUAUAAUUGAUUAUUUGCAAAAUGUUAAGUGGUAUGGAUAUUCAUUGGAGCCAAAAAAAAAAAAGGGGGGGGGGAGAGGGACAAAAAUGAGGAACUGUCUUAAUAAAUCUUGUACAAAACCAUGUCAAUUUUGCCAUCUUGCAAUAAAAUGCGAGUAUUGUGAGUGGGAGUCAAGUUUCACUAACAUGAAUUAACAUUUCAUCUUAUGCAAACAAUUUGGCGUGUGAGUGCAUGAGAGACUUGCUUAAGUUUUUCAAAUCACUUAGUAAGAAUACUUAAGUCUUUCCCUGAUAAAUUCACUUGGUAACUUUUCAUUUUGUAAAUAAUAAAUUUUUGUGAUAAAAUAAU
Molecule: messenger RNA, 4290 nt
Organism: Numida meleagris (helmeted guineafowl)
Lineage: Eukaryota; Metazoa; Chordata; Aves; Galliformes; Numididae
Gene: HERC4
Product: HECT and RLD domain containing E3 ubiquitin protein ligase 4
Exons: 26
Coding region: 672-3842 (1056 amino acids)
Molecular function (GO): ubiquitin-protein transferase activity
Source: RefSeq, a predicted model, not a curated record